Molecule: messenger RNA, 1290 nt
Organism: Otolemur garnettii (small-eared galago)
Lineage: Eukaryota; Metazoa; Chordata; Mammalia; Primates; Galagidae
Gene: AADAT
Product: aminoadipate aminotransferase
Exons: 13
Coding region: 1-1290 (429 amino acids)
Biological process (GO): biosynthetic process
Molecular function (GO): pyridoxal phosphate binding; L-kynurenine:2-oxoglutarate transaminase activity
Source: RefSeq, a predicted model, not a curated record
AUGAACUACCGGCGGUUCCUCACGGCGACCAGCUUGGCCAGGACGUGUUCUCCCAUCCGAGCCCUGGGUGAGACUGGCACUGAUAAAUUGGUUAAGGCACCAAAAUCAGUCAUUUCAUUGGCUGCUGGGUCACCAAAUCCAAGAAUGUUCCCCUUUAAGACUGCCAUUAUCACUAUGGAAGAUGGAACGACCAUCCAGUUUGGAGAAGAGAUUAUGAAGAGAGCACUUCAGUAUUCUCAGACUGCUGGAAUUCCAGAGCUUUUGUCCUGGCUAAAACAGCUACAAGUAAAAUUGCAUAAUCCUCCCACCGUCCAUUAUCCCCCCAGUCAAGGACAAAUGGACAUAUGUGUCACAAUUGGCAGCCAAGAUGGUCUUUGUAAGGUCUUUGAAAUGAUCGUUAACCCCGGAGAUAAUAUUCUCCUAAAUGAACCUACUUAUGGAGGAACACUUCAAGUUCUGAAACCACUGGGCUGCAACAUCAUCAGUGUCGCCAGUGACGAGCAUGGGAUGGUCCCCGACUCCCUCAGAGAAAUACUUUCCAAGUGGAAACCAGAAGAUUCAAAGAACCCCAAGAAAAACACCCCCAAAUUUCUCUAUACUAUCCCAAAUGGUAACAAUCCUACUGGAAACUCAUUAACAAGUGACCGCAAAAAGGAAAUCUAUGAGCUUGCAAGAAUAUAUGACUUCCUCAUAAUAGAAGAUGAUCCUUACUAUUUUCUCCAGUUUAACAAGUCCUGGGCACCAACAUUUCUGUCCAUGGAUGUUGAUGGGCGUGUCAUCAGAGCUGAUUCUUUUUCAAAAGUCCUCUCCUCUGGGUUGAGAGUCGGGUUUUUAACUGGUCCAAGACCCUUGAUACAGAGAGUUGUUCUUCACACAGAAGUGUCAGCGUUGCACCCCAGCACUUUUAACCAGCUUAUGGUAUCCCAGCUUCUACACCAGUGGGGACAAGAAGGCUUCCUGGUUCACGUGCACAGGGUUAUUGAUUUCUACAGGAGCCAGCGAGAUGCAGCUUUGGCAGCUGCAGACAGGUGGCUCAGUGGUUUGGCAGAAUGGCACAUUCCUACUGCUGGGAUGUUUUUGUGGAUUAAAAUUAAAGGCAUUUCUGAUGUAAGAGAACUGAUUGAAGAAAAAGCCAUCAAGAAAGAGAUAUUACUGCUUCCUGGAAACGGUUUCUACAACAAUAGCUCAGCUCCCAGCCCUUAUGUGAGAGUAUCCUUCUCUUCAGCCUCUCCAGAACAGAUGGAUGUGGCCUUCAAGAUAUUAGCCCAACUUAUAAAAGAAUCUUUAUGA